AUGAAGCUCCCUAUUAUGUUAACAAUCAUCACAAUCAUUCUCGGAGCCCUGGCGGCCCCUACUACCGAAGGCCAAGACACGCCAAAUAGCGACCUAGGGUCUCGCGGCGUUGCCAGUGGUUGCUAUCCCUUUGCUUCUCCUCGUUGCGGUCUCUCCGAAACAUACUGCCAAUGUGCCGACGGGCGCUUUUACAAUUACAACGGUAAAAAGGGAUGUAACCCUCCCGGAGGAAUUAUCUCUGAGUCAGUCACUGGUAUUCCGGGAUACACCUGCACCUAG
Molecule: messenger RNA, 279 nt
Organism: Aspergillus tubingensis
Lineage: Eukaryota; Fungi; Ascomycota; Eurotiomycetes; Eurotiales; Aspergillaceae
Product: OPT family small oligopeptide transporter
Exons: 3
Coding region: 1-279 (92 amino acids)
Source: RefSeq, a predicted model, not a curated record